AUGGAGCAACAUAACAAGGAGGAGCUCAUGCUCUACACAAACGACCUCUGCCGCCUGGCCUCGAAGGCCCACGCUUGGGGUCUCCGUCAGGAGGAAGUCGCGAGGUUCCAGUCCGACAUUGACGCCAUCAAACACCUGGCCACUACGGCCUCCACGUCGGCGGGCUCCACCUCGCCCUUCUCGUCAUCGCCGCCGGCCACGGCCACCGCAGCCUCGAGCGGCUUCCUGUCUUCGACGCUCACGGCCCUCUCGACCAACGCGAGCUCCUUCCUCGGCGGCCAGCAGCACUCGGCGACCACGGACGCGGCCGAGGCGGACCUCAUGGUCAUGAGCGGCGUGGCUGACCUGCACAAGGCCGUGGGCAGUCCGUCGGGGCCGAAGCGCAGGAACCGAGGCAAGAACCUGCCCAAGGACAUCAAGCGUGCGUGCGCCAUCUGCAAGGCCGAGAAGACCAGCCAGUGGCGCUCUGGCGCUGACGGCCGCCCCACCAUGAAGCAGCACCGCCAGUACCUCGCCAGCCAGCAGCUCAGCUCUUCCGCUUCAUCCUCCUCAGGCGAGGCCGUCGCAGAGCAACCGCCGACGGGUGCCAGCGCCCAGACGACCACCACGACCGCCUACAGCCACGAAGUCCUGCUCCAGCAUCUGAUCCGACUCCGCCAUCAACAGCAGCAGCACCUGAGCAAGACCGACUCGACCGACUCCAUAGGCAGCGAGGACGAUUCCCCAUCGCCGGCGUGCUCAUCUUCGCCCGCGGACGCCAUGCCACGACGCUCCAGCAUCUACAGCUUGCUCAACUGA
Messenger RNA from Acanthamoeba castellanii str. Neff, 798 nucleotides. RefSeq lists its product as uncharacterized. Bases 1 to 798 code for a protein of 265 amino acids. The transcript is spliced from 3 exons. Lineage: Eukaryota; Discosea; Longamoebia; Acanthamoebidae. The record is from RefSeq and is a predicted model, not a curated record.